This is a messenger RNA of Syngnathoides biaculeatus (alligator pipefish), 1821 nucleotides long. RefSeq lists its product as uncharacterized. The coding region runs from base 1 to 1821 and encodes 606 amino acids. Gene Ontology annotation, biological process: sulfation. The record is from RefSeq and is a predicted model, not a curated record. Gene Ontology annotation, cellular component: cytoplasm. The transcript has 14 exons. Gene Ontology annotation, molecular function: sulfotransferase activity. Lineage: Eukaryota; Metazoa; Chordata; Actinopteri; Syngnathiformes; Syngnathidae.
AUGUCAGAGAACGAAGAGUUGUCGUACAGCGCUGCCAUUCAGGAGGCCAGCAAGUCCAUCUGUCGCUUCCCUCUUAUCCCAGUGGAAGGCAUUCCUCUCAGGAGCUCCAUCGCCAAUAACUUUGACGCCAUCUCAGCUUUCUGUCCCGACAGCUCGGACCUCCUCAUCGCCACCUACCCCAAAGCGGGGACAACGUGGACCCAGGAAAUAGUUGACCUGCUUCUUCACAACGGCGAUGCAGAGGCAUGCAGACGAGCCCCCACGCCGGUCCGAAGUCCUUUCUUAGAGAUUUGUUACCCACCACCAAUCCCCUCAGGCCUUGAGCUCCUGAGUAAAAUGGCUCCUCCGAGAAUCAUUAAGACACAUCUGCCAUUCCAGCUGGUCCCCGCCGGAUUUUGGGAAAAGAAGUGCAAAGCUAUCUACGUAGCGCGCAACGCUAAGGACAACGUGGUGAGCUACUACCAUUUUGAUCGCAUGAACAUGACCCAACCUGAGCCUGGACCUUGGGAGGGCUACAUCCACAAGUUCAUGCGCGGAGACUUGCCGUGGGGCUCCUGGUACGAUCACGUGAAAGGUUACUGGGAGGAACGAGACAAGAGGAACAUCCUGUACAUUUUCUACGAAGACAUGAAAGAGAAUCCCAGACGUGAAGUGGAACGCAUCAUGAGGUACUUGGACUUGUCCCUCUCUGAUGACAUCAUCACUCGCAUCGUGGAGCUGACGAGCUUCACAGCAAUGAAGGAGAACCCAAUGGCCAACUACACUUGCGUCCCCACUCGCGUCUACGACCGGUCCAUCUCGGCCUUCAUGAGAAAAGGAGAAGUGGGCGAUUGGAAAAAUCAUUUCACACCUGAGCAGUCGGCAGAGUUUGAUGCGGACUACCAGAGGCAAAUGAAGCAAGCGGACAUCCCGUUCAGAACGGAUGUCAUGUCAGACAAGCAGACUGUCAUCCCUCGCUCCCUCUUGGUCCCCAUAGAAGGGAUUCUUCUUGAGGACCACAUCGCCGAAGGCUUAGAAGCCGUGUCUGCCUUCAGUCCUCAUCCGUCAGACCUCCUCGUCGUGGCCUACCCGAAAUCAGGCUCAACAUGGACUCUGGAGAUAAUUGACCUGCUUCUUCAUAACGGCGACGUUGAGAGCUGCAGACGAGCUCCGAUAACGGUCCGCACGACUUUCCUCGAGUCUACCGUUCGACUACGCAGCAAAUCAGGUCUUGAUCAACUGAAGGAACUGGAUCCCCCAAGAGUCAUUAAGACACACCUCCCAUUUCAGCUGAUUCCAGUCGGGUUUCGGGAAAAGAAGUGUAAAACCAUCUACGUCGCACGCAAUCCUAAGGACACGCUGGUGAGCUUCUACUACUUUCAUCACAUGAAUAAGACUUGUCCUGAGCCUGGAACGUGGGAUGACUUCGUCCGCAAGUUCAUGCGCGAUGAGCUGCCGUGGGGCUCCUGGUACGAUCACGUGAAAGGUUUCUGGGAGGAACGGCACAAGAGGAACAUCCUUUACCUCUUCUACGAAGACAUGAAAGAGAAUCCUCGGCGUGAAGUGGAGCGAAUCAUGAAGUUCCUGGACUUGUCGCUGUCUGAUGAUGUCAUCAGCCGCAUUGUGGAGCUGACGACCUUCAAGAACAUGAAGGAGAAUCCAAUGGCCAACUAUACCUUCCUUCCCAAUGAGAUUUAUGAUCAGUCCGUCUCCAAAUUCAUUAGAAAAGGAGAAGUCGGUGAUUGGAAAAAUCAUUUCACGGCUGAGCAGGCAGCGGAGUUUGACGAGGAUUACAAGAAGAAAAUGAAGCAAGUCAACAUACCCUUCAAAACAGAGUUCUAA